This is a messenger RNA of Thlaspi arvense, 1068 nucleotides long. The record is from the annotation of a GenBank genome assembly. Lineage: Eukaryota; Viridiplantae; Streptophyta; Magnoliopsida; Brassicales; Brassicaceae.
AAGAAAAUGGAUGCGAAUAAAACGAAUCUCCUAGUGCUUCUUUUCUCUCUCUUUCUCACCAUAAACCUCUCUUCCGCUCAACUCCGCCCUAACUUCUACGCCGGAAGUUGCCCCAACGUCGAACAAAUAGUCAAAGACGCCGUUUUACUAAAAAUCAAACAAGCUUCCAUCACCGUUCCCGCCCUUCUACGCCUCUACUUCCACGACUGUUUCGUCAAUGGUUGUGAUGCAUCGGUGAUGAUAGCGUCAACCAAUGCUAACAAGGCGGAGAAGGACCAUCCCGAUAAUCUAUCGUUGGGCGGAGAUGCAUUUGAUACCAUCGUUAAAGCCAAACAAGCUCUUGACGCCGUCCCAAAUUGUCGUAACAAAGUGUCCUGCGCCGAUAUUAUCACGAUAGCCACUCGUGACGUUAUUACUAUCGUGGGUGGACCAAACUAUGAAGUCGAAUUAGGAAGAUUUGAUGGGCUAUCGUCGACGGCGGCUAGCGUAGAAGGAACGCUUCCACAACCAACAGACAAUUUUGACAAACUCACUUCAUAUUUUGCCAAAAACGGGCUUAGUGUUGAUGACAUGGUCGCUCUCUCCGGGGCACACACGAUUGGAGUCUCUCACUGCAGCAAUGUCUUUGAGAGAAUCUAUGAUGUAAAAGGAGAGAUGAUAAAUGCUACUUACCAAGCACAACUUAAAGAAUCGUGCCCUAGAGACGUCGAUCCCCGCGUAGUGGUGUUUAUAGAUCCAACAACGCCGGGAAAAUUCGACAACGUUUACUACAAAAACUUGCAGCAAGGCAAAGGAUUUUUCAAGUCUGACCAAGUUUUGUUCAGCGAUCGUAGGUCAUCUCCUGUUGUUAACUUAUUGGCUAGUCAUGGGCAGUUGUUUAGUCAAGCUUUUGCUAACUCCAUGAUUAAGCUUGGUCGAGUUGGUGUUAAAACCGCUCUUAACGGUAAUAUUCGUCGCAAUUGUGAAGCUUUUAAUUAAAAUACUCUUUGGUGAGAUUUUAAGAAAAAAAGUUGUCCUUCUAUGUAGUUCGAGUUGGGCCCGAAACAACUUCUUGAUGCAAUAAAUUUG